Messenger RNA from Lodderomyces beijingensis, 540 nucleotides. NCBI's taxonomy places the organism in Eukaryota, Fungi, Ascomycota, Pichiomycetes, Serinales, Debaryomycetaceae. The record is from the annotation of a GenBank genome assembly.
AUGUUGCGUUCGGCUUUCAAGCUGGUCAAACCAGUCCGGUGCAUGAGGGUGCUGCUUCCAGUGAAGAGCUAUAGCGGCGGCGCUGCUGCUGGUCCGUCCUCGAUUGUCAAUGCUUCAACAACUUAUCCGACAUCGGUACCUGGCUCGGCAAACGGUUUGUCUCAGCAGCAGAGCAUAUCCGCGUUGAAACUAUCUUCCAACGCGUCCAGGGACCUCUAUGCUGUGUUCAAGUUGCACAACUUGCCCUACUUGGUGACGAAAGGGGACAAGGUGUAUCUCCCAUUCAAGUUGAAAAAUGUCCAGGUCGGCGAUGUGCUAGACUUGCUGGAGGUGACGACGUUGGGCACCAGCACCCAUACUUUGACCAUGCCCUCCGGGAUCGACCGGUCUUUAUUUGACAUCAAGGCCAGCGUUGUGGAAAUAACACGAGAGCCGCUUUACCAAGUAACCAGGACAAAGCAGAGGUGCAGGCGGAUAAAGACGUUCAAUGUUGAGCCGUUCCAGACGGUGUUGGUUAUAAGUGAGUUGAAAUUGAGGUGA